Messenger RNA from Loa loa (African eye worm), 550 nucleotides. Its product is annotated as roadblock/LC7 domain-containing protein. Gene Ontology annotation, cellular component: Ragulator complex. The record is from RefSeq and is a predicted model, not a curated record. Lineage: Eukaryota; Metazoa; Nematoda; Chromadorea; Rhabditida; Onchocercidae. Gene Ontology annotation, biological process: cellular response to amino acid stimulus; positive regulation of TOR signaling. Bases 18 to 404 code for a protein of 128 amino acids. Gene Ontology annotation, molecular function: guanyl-nucleotide exchange factor activity; molecular adaptor activity. The transcript is spliced from 3 exons.
AGAUUUGAAUCGAAGUAAUGUUGAAACCGAAAGCAUUAACUGAAGUACUUGGACAAGUCAAUACGCCAAAUACGAAGAGUGGUGCUCUCCUAUUGAAUCGUGAAGGUUUACUGCUAGCCUACAGUGGUUAUGACAGUGUUGGGGGAAAUGAUGCAAAUGCAACCGUAUCUGCUGCUCUGAUUUCUAAUAUUUGGGAAACUUUCGAGAGACAGGGAGUACGAGAAAACUUAACGGAGAUGCUGGUGGAAUGCGAAAAUGGGGUGAUUGCUGUUACACGUAUAGCCAAUAUGCUUCUAGCAAUAAAAGCAAGCAGUGAAGUGUCACUUGGCCUGCUUCGGGCAAAACUUCAUGCACUUGCAGAAUACCUUUAUACACCACUAACUGUUGUUUCUUCCAAAGAUUGACAUGAAAUCUUGUCGACUUCAUUCCUUAAAUAUAGAUUUUUGAAUUGUUGACAUGAAUUGUUCGUGAAUUGAAUUCGAAUUGUUCGAAUGACAUGAAUUGACAUGAAUUGUUCGAUACCUCUUUCGGCCAGCGAUGGGCAUUCCUA